AUGGACGUGGUCAUGGGUGACGCGGAGGUGGAGCGCAUGCAGCGCGAGGCCAAAGCGUGGCCCUUGGAACAACUGGAACUCCUGAGGAAAGUGCUGCAGAACGUGGUGGAGAAUCCCAAGGAGCCCAAGUUCCGGAAGCUGAAGACGGGCAACGCCCGCAUCGCUGCCUUGCUGGCCCUGCCGGCGGCGCGGAGCGGUCUGGAGGCGCUGGGAUGGCAAGCGACGGAGGAGGCGCUGGAGCUGCCGGAGCGCGCCGAGCUGGCGCCCUUUGCAGCAGUGCUGGAGGCCACGAAGCCACAGCCCCUGGGAGAGCUGGUGCCCCUUACGGUGCUCCGGGGCGCGCUGAAGUCCAAGCUGGAGCUGCCCUGCAACCUGCCCUUCAGCGGCCUCGCCGCCGCCCUCGAGCAGUCGGAUGCCCUGGGCCGUAUCCCUCGAGCGCGCCAGCGCCUGCUGGUCGGGGUGCCUCCCAAGCCGCUCAGCGAGCUGUGGCCCAACUACCAGGCCAUGACGAUCGAGGAGCUAAACCUCAAAGCCUUCAAGCUGGAGGACACUUGGGAAGAGAUGGUGGCAGACCUGCGCGCACUAAGGGCCAGCUUCGGAGCUCUUUUGGGGGUCCUCUCCUGCAAGAGGACCUUACAGGACAACUACGGUUUCCUUCUGGACUCUGCCAAGGCCUUGCUGCAGGCCAAGGCCAAGCAGAUGGACGCCACGGAGCUCCAAAACGCGCGGAAGUGCUUCGCCGUGCUUUGGCCCCCAGGCGCCGCGGAGACGCGACAGGCGCGCCUGGAGCACUGUGCCGCGUGCACGCCGCUGAGCGCGCCGCAGAAGGCGGAGGACGGGUCCGUGAUCCAGUUUCCUUUGCGGGUGGAGAGGGCUGAGCUCUUCGACUCUGCGAUCUCCCAGAUAGCCAGCGCCUCGGCAGAGGAGCUGCGGAGGCCGCUGCAGGUGACCUUCGCCAACGAGGCGGCGGAGGAUGCCGGGGGCCCGCGCCGGGAGUUCUUCAACGACUUCGGGCGCGCCUGCGCGGAGCAGACGGAGGUCUGGCAGCUCACGGCCGCUGGGUCCCUCCUGCCGGCGGAGUGUGCCAGCUCGCUGCGCGGCUGCGGCCGCGUCUGCGGCCUGGCGCUAUGCCAGGCCGAGAACGCCGCUCAAGAGCAGCGGGUGCGCGAGAACGCAACCCUGCAAGAGCUGCUGGCGGCGGUCACGGAAGGCGAGGAGGGCGCAGCGGUGGUGCAGCAAAAGCUGCUGCUGGGCGCGCCGCUGGCGCGGCCCUUUCUUCGCUGCGUGCAGGCGGACGCCCCUGAGACCUUGGAAGACCUGCAGGCGGAGCUCAACGCGGAGCAGCACGAGAGCGCGCCGGACUUUCGGGGCGCCAAGGCCUUCCUGAGCACAUCCCUCCGGGACAUGGGCCUAGAAGGACAGCUGACUUUUAGCCGACAAGUCGGUGGGCGCACUGUAGACCUUACGCCCGGCGGCCGCGACAUCGUGGUCACCGAGGAGACAAAGCUGUCCUGGCUGCGGGCCGUGCUGAAGAGUGAGUUGGUGGACUCUCUGCAGGAGGCGGCUGAGAGCUUCCGGCUGGGCGUCCUGGAGACCUGCGGCGCGGCGUACCUGGCGCUGCUCUCGGCCGCGGAGCUUCAAGAGGAGUGGUCGGGGCUUGCCCUGAUCAAGGACGAGGACUUGAAGCUUUGGCGAGAGCGCGCUGCAAUCAAUCCAGCUCGGAAGGCCCAGGCGGACUGGUUCUUCGAGAUCCUGGCGGAGGAACCUUCCAACGGGCGGCCCAAGGUUCUGAAGUUUACCACAGGCAGCGACCGCUGGCCCUCGGACCCCAAAACCUUCGCCUUCUACGUGGAGCCCAUGGACGGAGGGGACGAGGUGUUGCCGAGAGCCAUGACCUGCGGCAACAUGCUGCAGCUGCCCAACUACAGCUCCAAGGAGCAGUUGCGGAGCCAGCUGGCGAAAGCCUGCGAGCUGGGCUUGUCCAUGCAGCUGGUGUAG
This is a messenger RNA of Effrenium voratum, 1998 nucleotides long. Lineage: Eukaryota; Dinophyceae; Suessiales; Symbiodiniaceae. The record is from the annotation of a GenBank genome assembly.